AUGGUUAUUGCAUCUGCUACAACCCUGGAGGAAGCUCCCGAGCUCCAUCUCAUCGCUGGGAAGUCGGAGUUCACCCUACCUCACGCCGAGAAAUCCGCAGGCAGAGUCGUGCCAAUUGAGCACGGCCCAGACAGUAAAGUCGACUUUGGAGCCUACGUUUAUGGCAUUGAUCUUAACAAGUUCACGGACGCCGACUUUGAAUUCAUUUCCGAUGCGCUCCACAAACACAAAUUGCUUGUCUUCAAGGAACAGCCUCAAAUGCUCGCUCCUCAACGUACCUUCGAUCCGGAAGAGACAACCGGCGGCUUCGCCCAUGGCCCCGACCCCUUGUUGACCGAACACCAAGGAGUCAAGAUUUAUGGACUGCCGAAGCGCCCUGCCAUCCCCGUCCAACCUCAAGUCCAUAUACUCGGCCGUGGGCCGCUUCCUAAAAACCACUACCAGUUCCCCCCGGGUUUCGAAGUUCAAGGCAUCGACCACGAGGAAUUUCACCUACCGCCUCACAUACCGGCAGAAGAACGUGAAGCAGGUGCUAGCAGAUUCUAUCAGUGGCACUUUGAUGCAUCUUUGUACGGCAUCCCACCACCCCGCGUUGGUUGUCUCCUUGCCGUCCGCACUCCAAAGGGACCAGAUGUCACAGUCCGCUGGGACGAUGGCACUGGAACCGAGAUGAAGAUUGCCCCUGGAGCUACCGCUAUGGUUGCCGGUUCCCGCGCUUUGGCCCUACUCGAUGACGAAACCCGUAAUAUCGUUAUGAAUAGUCGCAUAGAGUAUGCCCCUCAUGCCUUCGUGUGGAUGUCAACGGCGCACAGUACGAGGCUCGGUCAUCUGUUGGAGACAGAGGGUUUGGAGAAACCGCUAGACCAGCUUCCCCCUUGGUCACAAGAAAAAGUAUGUGUAUAUCCUAUGGUCUGGACAAACCCUAAAACAGGGGAGAAGUCUCUCCAAGUGCAUGGACAAGGCGCCUUUAAGCUGUACUUGAAGAGCAGCCCAGAUGGAGAAGAGAAGAUGGUCACUGACUUGAAGGAGGUUCGGGCGAUCAUGAGACCAGCACUCAGCCCUGAGAAUAUCCAUGCCCACCCACAUCAAGAACAAGAUGUCAUCCUAUGGUACAACAGAUCCCUAUGGCACAGCAUUACCGAGUUCCCUAAGUCAUACGGCCCCAGGGUUAUGCAUCAAUGCAACGUUGCGGCAAGCGAUCAUCCGACCCAAUAG
This is a messenger RNA of Clonostachys byssicola, 1215 nucleotides long. The record is from the annotation of a GenBank genome assembly. Lineage: Eukaryota; Fungi; Ascomycota; Sordariomycetes; Hypocreales; Bionectriaceae.